CUCAGCCCCAGCAGGCUCCUGUCUCACUGAGGAGCAGUGUGUCCAGCACUGGAGCCCAUCUCUCUCUCCAGCACCUGGCAGGGGGUCAACAGUCAGAAGCAAAGGGACGAAUGGGCAGAGCAGAACUUCUGGGCAGGAACAUGAGUACCGAGGAUCCCUCAGAGCUGUGGGGUCAGUCGGAUGGAGGAGCAGAUCUGCUCCAGGACUUGGGGUGGUAUCAUGGCAACCUCACACGCCAUGCAGCUGAGGCUCUUCUCCUCUCCAAUGGACGUGAUGGGAGCUACCUGCUAAGAGACAGCAAUGAGCAGGCCGGACUCUAUUCUCUCUCGGUGAGAGCCAAAGACUCUGUCAAGCACUUUCACGUCGAAUACACUGGGUAUUCAUUUAAAUUUGGCUUCAAUGAAUAUUCAACUUUAAAGGAUUUUGUCAAGCACUUUGCAAAUCAGCCUUUGAUUGGAAGCGAGACAGGGACUCUGAUUGUUUUGAAACAUCCCUAUCCAAGAAUAGUGGAAGAGCCUUCCAUUUAUGAAUCAGUCCGGGUCCACACAGCAAUGCAGACAGGAAGAACAGAAAACGACCUCGUGCCCACUGCACCUUCUCUCGGCACCAAGGAAGGCUAUCUCACCAAGCAGGGCGGCCUGGUAAAGACCUGGAAAACAAGAUGGUUCACUUUGCAGAGGAACGAACUGAAAUAUUUCAAAGACCAGAUGUCACCAGAGCCAAUUCGGAUCCUAGACCUAAGGGAGUGCUCAGCUGUUCAAUUUGAUUACUCACAGGAAAGAGUAAACUGUUUCUGCUUAGUGUUUCCAUUCAGGACAUUUUAUCUCUGUGCAAAGACAGGAGUUGAAGCUGAUGAAUGGAUCAAAAUACUGCGAUGGAAGUUGUCAAAACUAAGAAAACAGCUGGACCAAGGAGAGGAUACUGUGCGAUCUCGGUCAUUCAUCUUCAAAUAGAACUUUCUUGGCUCGGGCAAAGUGGAACGUUCCAGGUGCUCUGAUCUGCGGCAGGCUUCAGAGGGAAGGUCAUUAAAGGAUUUCCUCGGAAAACAAACACAAAGUAGACCGUGGUGGGGAGCUGGAUGUGGUUUGCUGAUUCACAGAAAACAGCUGGCUGGACCAGCCAUCUGCUCAAGACCGUGGAAGCAGCACCCGGCUGAUGGAAACUGCCUAACUCCCACUUCCAGGUGGAGCCACUCUCAGAACACGGUGCAAGAAGAAGAGUUUGCUCUCACGAGGCUCAGGCUUGUUGACUUCAGCUGCCUGGCGUCCUGCCUCAAGUCACUGUUGGCACAACUUAACUUCAGAUGUGUUAUUAAACAGCAGUAUGUUGGGGGCUCAGGCUGCUCCUUUAGGAAGCAAUUUAAGAUAAUAAACACCAAGGACUUUCAAAGGAGGGGCUGGUUCUGUUUUGUUUAUAUACAAAAACCUCAAAUAGGGCUGAAGAGGUGGCUCAGCCAUUAGAAGUGCGUCUGCUUUUGCAGAGAACCUGAGUUCCGUUUCUAGGACCCCAGACCAAGUGGCUCACGAACACCUCUAUCUCCAGCUUCAGUGGGAACAGAUGCCUCUGAUGACCUUGGGCACCUGCACACAGGUACACAUACUCACACACAUGCACAUAAUGCAAAAAAUCAUUUAAAAAGUUUUCAAAACUAAAACUUAAAAAAUGUUCAUCCUAUCUAUUUUUCCUUUCAAACGGCUUAGAAAUGAGGCUGGUGAGGUGGCUUGGUAAGCCAUCUUAGCAUUUACCACGCCACACUCAACAACCUGAGUGGGAUUCCCCAAAACUCGCAUAGACGUGGAAGCAGAGAACCAACUUCACAAAGUUGUUCUCUGACCUCUACGUGCAUGUCAGCAUAUGUGCCCCACAUCACAAAUACAUACAAUAAGUACUUUUUAAAAAGCUUACAAAUCCAGUCGAUCCUUUACUUCUAAUGAUAAACUGUAAAAACUACAUGUCUUGUGGGUAACUAGACAGGAAAAAGUAAAUUAAUGUCUAAUAAAGGGUGAGGAUGUUUUAAACAGCAAGAAAAUGCACAUUGGAGAAGGGUGAUAAGCAGUGGGUGAACUUUAGUUUAAUGGUUAUCAUCGCAAAUGUAACACACUUAUAAGCACUAAGUUAUCUUUAGCUGCCAUUUCUUCACAUUAGUUGAGACUUCACCAUAAAGGAUGCCCUCUGUCUCUCUCCAGAUCACUGUAUGAGAGGAGCCCCGGGAAGCACCCCGAGAUUAUUAAAGGGCAGCUGCUGUCACAUAGCUGUUGCAAACGGCAAUACGAGGAUUGAAUUGGAAUGACAUACUCGUGUUCAGAGGUCAUGAAUAGAUUCAAACUUCUAUUACCAUUGCUGAUGUGGCUUUUAAAGACGGAAGUUAGAAGGGACACAAAGGGGUGACGAGCCGAGAACUGGUGCCGGGCUGCUGGAACUCUGUUCUUGCAGUAGAAGGAGACAGUGGUUAGCACUUUUGUCAAGAUCCCUGAGCAAACAGCUUACAGGAAUGAUUUACUUCACUUCAUGGCUCUAGAUGUUUCAGCUCACCGUGGUCAGGGUGUGGUGCAGCAGCUCACGUCAUAGCAGGCAGGAAGCAGAGCAAGGCAGUAACAGGAAAGAGAGGAGGCAAGAUGGAGACUCCGUACGUCAUUGUGAGUGGCAUACUUCCAACCAGGCCCCAUCUUCCACAUUCUGCCACGUCCUAGUAGUCUGUUCAAAUUCUGACCCAUUUGGGUGAAAUAAAUGGAUUACACCUGUCAUUAGGUCAGCCCCCUUCUCUCUGGAAUGUCUUCAAGGACAUACCCACGAGGUAUUUUGGCAUUUCUCAAGUUGGCGUCAAGAUUCAUUCGUAGUACCUUGUUAAAUAUUUUUUUUCCCUGUUGUUUCAACAGCUGAGACUCAGAAAUUGUUUUUUCAAGAGGGUUUUUGGAGCGAGGUUGUGAAUCAGUGGUAGACUCCUCACUGCAAGAAGGGGCAUUUAACUUGUUAUGUUUGUGUUCUAUGGAAUAAAGCCGUGUCCAGAUAAAAUGUACUGUUGAGUUGGCAAGUAAACCUCCUCACCUUGAGAGCUAAGGUUUCAUUUCCGUAGAAACAAGUCUUUCUUCACGUGUUAAAUAUUCUUUUUACCUUCUGUAAAAUUUAUUUAUAUCCUUCGGUUCUGUUUAUUGAAUAAAAACUGCAUGAUUUUGUUGUA
Molecule: messenger RNA, 3178 nt
Organism: Peromyscus eremicus (cactus mouse)
Lineage: Eukaryota; Metazoa; Chordata; Mammalia; Rodentia; Cricetidae
Gene: Dapp1
Product: dual adaptor of phosphotyrosine and 3-phosphoinositides 1
Exons: 9
Coding region: 111-953 (280 amino acids)
Source: RefSeq, a predicted model, not a curated record